GCUGCUAAUGCCACAUGAUCCAGACAGGACUCGCGCUAGGCUGUCCUGCCCGUCUGAGGACGCUACACACACCGCUCACCCUAAUUGAUUUGAGAUGAAACUUUUGGCUCUCCAGAUCUCGUGUUACUUUGACUGGAUUUUGUGAGGAUGUGACAAGAGAUUCCAUCAAUGGCACUGUCACCAAGUCUACAGUCUGAAUGUGUACCAGAAUGGAGAGCUCAAUGUUGCUGUUGGUGAUGGAUCUGGAGCUUCUGGAAGCCCUGGAGGAUUCCGACAAGACCCUCCAAAAGCAGGAGCCCUGACGGGUGUCAGAGGUUCUGAGUCACUUCAGCACAGUCUUCUCCAGACCUCUGACCCACCAGAACACCUCCACACCCCGAACCAGCUUGCCAACUCGUCUGCUUGCACCAUGGACAAAUCCCAAGUGUCAAAAACCCCAAAAAUGGCCAACACCAGUGGAGCUCACAAUGGCCCCUCCAACAUCCCCUCUAAACGGGCAAAAGUUGCCAACUUGGACCGGUUGGUACCGGACCCCGGGACAAAGGAAGACACCUUCCCCCCUGAUGCGGCCCUUCCGGUCUUCCUUCGUAAACUCCGCAAGGCGGCUGUAGGCACGGGAUGUGACAUCAGGCUGAGGGUGUCGGUGGGGGGACACCCGCGCCCCACCCUGUGUUGGUACCAUAACGAGGAGGAGCUGCAACCCCCCUCGGGUGACGGGGACACGGGGGGGCUGUGGAUCAGGGACUGCAAGCCUGGCGACGCUGGCCUCUACACGUGCGUGGCCACCAACAGUCUGGGGGAGGCCAGGAGCAGCGCUCUGCUAGCCGUGAUGGACCUGGGCGAAGACUCUGAGACAACUGAAGAUGAAGCUACAGAGCCCCAGGUACCCAUGGAAACCAAGGAAGGAUCCGGGAGACAGCAUGAUAAGUCUGGUCGGAGAGUGACUUCAGGUGAGGGAGGCAGAGUGAUGGACCUGGGCUCCGACGGUGUGGACCACAGAGCUACCCUCCCAGGGGGACAUGACCCCAUCGUGGAGAGAGAGCUCAUGGCUCUGGGCUCCAGGCCCCCAGGGCCCCAUGACCCAUCACACGCCGCCAGGACCCAAACUGCUGAUUCCUCCCCAUCUCCAGGCUGUAUAUCCAGCCUUGCAUCUCCCCAGUCCUCCUUCCUAGACCCCCCUCGCAAGAACGGAGUCGCCACACACACUGGCCUGGACCCAGCCCGAGCUGGAGCUGUGGCCAAAACCAGACUCCCAGGGACAACAUUGGUGUCAGAAGUCAGGAGUGACAGAAGGUCUUCAACCCAGACUAGUGGAGGAAGAGAUCCAUCUACCAGUGUAGGAAAUGCUAGCAGUGCUAUCACCAUGACGCCUAAACUUGCACGCACCACUGGCACCAAGAUCUUUGACAAGGUCCGGGUGUUUGAGGAGCGGCGAGGGAGCAGCGUGGAGCUCCCUGGUGGGCUGGGACCAGGGUCAGCAUCGGGCCAGUCCUGGGCCAGGUUUGGCCGGAUGGCAUCCUCCAAUUUAGACGACAGCGGCCAACAGAUGGGAGGUUCGGGAAAGGAGGACGGGGCAAGACAGGAGGCUUCUCAGCGCCGCUCUGUGUUCAAGCAGCAGAGGGCAUCGUCUUUGGAGGACCAAAAGUCCAGCUACGCCCAGAGGGUUCAGAGCUUCCAGAGCAAAUUCACAGAGGAGCUCCAGAGGAUCAAGAAGCUGGUGGGGAAACCCAACCUGAAAAAGGCCUUCUCCACAGAGCAACUGCCCCAAAAGGAAAGGCAUUCCCUGGGCAAGCUAGAGCCUAUCCCCCCCCAGGUGGUGAAGAAGCUGGAGGAGAGAGAGAGGGCCCUUGAGCAGAAGAGAGAAGGAAGGAGAGAGGAUGAAAGAGUGUCUCCCCAAUCCAAAGAGAAGGUUCUAGAUGAUCAAAGGGAAUUUCCCAAACAGGAGAAUGUUCCAGAAUCGCACCCAGAAACAGAGAGGGUGUCAGUGGUUAGCGCAACACCGCAAGCUGUGGGUAAAAUCUUUGUUUCCAUGGAGACUGCACCGGUUUACCAGUUGCCAGGGCAACCAUCAUUAGUAGAGGAGUGGAAAAGCCCAACCAGGGAAACCCUCCAGAGUUCAUCAAGGGAGAGGACUCCAUUCACAGCCCAGAAGCCAGCGUCUGUUCCCCUACUGCCCAGACCUCAGUCCCCUUCCAGUGACCUGGACCAAGCCCAUCCCAGUAGAGAUCCCAGGAUGGAGCACAGGUCCCCCAGCCCCACACCCCAGGGACGACCCCUCACCACUGUCAACCCCUCCAGGCCUCCAAGGCUCACCCCUUCCCCUACUAUUCCUGGCAGUCCUCUGGUGAAGCGGAGAAAAAGUGAGACGGGCAGCGGCUCUCCUGCCCUGAAGCUGACCAUCCCCACCAUCCUGCUGGAAGACCAGCCGAUGGAGGAGGAGGAGGAGGAUGGAGGAAAGAAGGAUGGGUGGAGGAGGACGGAGACUGGUAAAAAGGAGAGGCGGUGUAUCAAGAACAAAAGAAGGUCUCCAAGGUCUCCUGAAGAAGCGGACUCAGACGACUCCUAUAUGUCAGCAGACGAGGGCCCCGUCGAAGCCCCAGAGUUUGAACGACCGCUAAAGGACAUGACCGCCCAGGCAGGGUCAGAGGUCAUCCUCAGAUGUAUCAUCACUGGCAGCCCGCUGUCCAAAGUGACAUGGAAGAAGAGCAACGUGGAGAUAAGGAGCAGCAUGUCGAUGGUGAUGAGGGCGGAGGGGGAGGUCCACUCUCUGGUGAUCAGGCAGAUGCAGCCCAGCGAUGCAGGGACAUACAGCUUAACAGCUGUCAACGCAGCUGGAAAGGCUUCCUGCAGUGCCACGCUUUACAUCAAGUCAGAGCCCACACAAGUGCAGCGUGGGAAACCAACCUCUCCUUUGGAGGUCGGCAGCCCCAUCCAAUCAGACGAGGAGUACCUGAGCCCCUUGGAAGAGGUGAUGGAGGCGGGGCCUCAGAGUAAACAUGUCACCUUCAGAGAACCACUCUCUUUCCAGGUGUCUCUGACCGACCAUGUGGUUACUGAGGGUCAGGACGUCACCAUGACGGUCAAAGUCAGAGGCCAACCCAAACCCGUGAUCUACUGGUUGCGGGACAAGGUCACUCUGAAGACGGCCGGACGCUUCAUCAUUCAGGAGACGGAGGACAACGGCGAUAGCUCCACCAGCAAGAUGAAAAUCACCUCGGCCCAGCGCUCAGACGCAGGGCCAUAUAUCUGCAAGAUCAGCAACGAGUACGGAACCAAGCAGUGUGAAGCGAGGCUGGAGGUCAAAGUCCACACGGUCCAGAUGGUGUUAACCAUCACCCAGCAGGUCCGUGACGUGUCAGUGAAGGCGGGAGAGUCGGCCAUGUUUGAGUGUCACAUGACUGGGCCCAAGGAUGUGGAGGUGGACUGGUUGGCCAAUGGGAAGCUGAUCCAACCAGCGCUUCUCAACUGCAAGAUGCACUUCGAUGGGAAGAGGUGUCGACUUCUGCUUAACUCAGUACAUGAGGAUGAUAGUGGGACCUACAUGUGUAAACUGAGCACAGUUAAAGAGGAGUUGACCUCCAGCGGCACUCUCAAGGUCACACCCUCCAGAGAGCCCAUGUUCACCAGGAAGCUGGACAUCCUAGAGGUCAUCGAGGGUCGCACAGCUCGAUUUGACUGCAAGGUCAGCGGGAUGCCACCACCCAAGGUCACCUGGAACCACUUUGAGAACCUGGUGGAGGAGAGUGAGAACGUGCGCAUCCUGCAGGAGGGUGGGCGCCACUCGCUGGUCAUCGCUCACGUGACCAGUGAUACCGAAGGCUUCUUCACGGCCAUCGCCCGGAACGUCCACGGGAAGGCGGACUGCGCUGCGGAACUCUACAUGCAGGAGCCAAGACAAGCCAUCUCCUCACACAUGGCCAAGCUGGAGAAGAUGCCAUCCAUCCCAGAAGAGCCUGAGGUCCUGGAGAGUGAGGUGGAGAAGAGGACCAUGCCGGACUUUGUCAAACCCCUGUCUGACCUGGAGGUGAUUGAGGGGAAAGAGGCUGUUCUAAGGUGCAAGGUAGCAGGCCUGCCCUACCCGACCAUCGCCUGGUACCACAACGGCAAACGCAUCGACAGCACAGAGGAGCGCAAAAUGACCCAGUACAGGGAUGUCUAUAGUCUGGUGAUCAGGAGUGUGUGUCACGCCCACAGUGGCGUCUACAAGAGCGUCAUUUCCAACAAGCUGGGCAAGGCUGCGUGCUAUGCACACCUGUACAUUAUAGAUAUUGUUCCUGACCCCCCUGACGGGCCACCAGUGGUAGAGUCCAUUACAGGGAAGACUAUAACACUGAGCUGGAAGAGACCAAAGAGACUUGACCCGUCAAUAGACUCCAGUUCCCUGCUCUAUGCUGUGCAGCAGCAGGCUCUGGGCUCUAUCCAGUGGACCAUCAUUGCCUCCAACCUGAGAGAGACCAGCUACGCCGUCUCCUCGCUAUCCAAGGGUGUCCGCUACGCCUUCCGGGUCCUGACCGCCACCUCCAAGGUCCUCAGCAAACCCUCACCCUCCACAGACCUGGUGCAGCUCAUGGACAGAGGUCCUUAUCUGAGAAAAACGCCAAUCAUCAUGGACAAACCAGAUAGAAUGUAUGUGGUGGAGAACCAAUCAGUGACCAUCACUAUAACGCUGAACCAUGUCCAUGCGGUGGUCACCUGGAAAAGGCGUGGGGUGGUGUUGCUGAACAAGCCAGGGAUGUAUGAGAUGAGCAUGCCUGAUGACGACCAGCACUCGCUCAAGAUCCAACGGGUCAGGAGUACAGACACCGGCCAGUUGGUCAUCACGGCUGCCAACCAGUUUGGCAGCGACCUCUGCACCCUCCAGCUGGCUAUGGCAGUGCCUCCCAAGUUUGAAACCAUCAUGGAGGAUCUGGACGUCCAUGUUGGAGAAACGUCUCGCUUUGCAGUGGUGGUGGAGGGAAAGCCUGACCCUGACAUCCUCUGGUACAAGGACGAUGUACUCCUAUCAGAGAGCAGUCACUUCACCUUUGUGUACGACGACGCAGAGUGUUCCGUGGUGGUUCUGAACGCCCGGCCAGAAGACUCUGGGGUGUACACGUGUACAGCUAAGAACCUGGCUGGAUCCAUAUCCUGCAAAGCAGAACUCACAGUACACACAGAGAGAAAAAAAGUAGUGGAGCCAGUGGAGGACGAGGCAACCAUCCUGAGGAAAAUGAGGAGACUGACUGAUUACUUCAACAUCCACAAGGAGAUAGGCCGGGGGGCCUUCUCGUAUGUGAAGAGAGUGGUCCAGAAGAAAGGAAAGUCAGAGUUUGCCGCCAAGUUCAUCUCGGCGCGGGCCAAGCGGAAGGCGUCUGCCCUCAGGGAACUGAGCUUGCUGUCAGACCUGGACCACCCGAGGAUCCUCUACUUCCACGACGCCUUCGAGAAGAAGAACAUGGUCGUCAUCAUCACGGAGCUUUGCCAGGAGGAACUGCUGGAGAGACUGAGCAAGAAAACCUCUGUAAUGGAGUCUGAGAUCCGGUCCUGUAUCCGCCAGGUGCUGGAAGGUCUGAGCUAUCUCCACCAGAAAGACAUUGCUCAUCUGGACAUCAAGCCUGAGAACAUACUGAUGGCAGACUCUGCCAGCGACCAGAUCCGUCUGUGUGACUUUGGCAAUGCCACAAGACUGGAGGCCAGCGAGACCCACUACUGCAAGUAUGGCACGCCCGAAUUCGUUGCCCCGGAGAUUGUUAACCAAACGCCUGUCUCCAAGGCAACAGACAUCUGGCCUGUUGGGGUGAUAACUUAUCUCUGCCUGACAGGCGUGUCUCCGUUCGCUGGUGAGAAUGACCGGAGCACGGUGCUGAAUAUCAGGAGCUUCAACGUGGCGUUUGAAGAGAGCAUGUUCAGCGGCCUGUGCAGGGAGGCCAAGGGCUUCGUCAUCAAGCUGCUCGUGUCUGACAGCCUGAGGCCUACUGAUACAGAAUGCCUUCGACAUCCCUGGUUCAAGUCCACCAACAACAAGAAUAUCCACACAGCCAUGCUAAAGCAAGUACAGUCUCGUCGACGGUGGCAGCGCUCUCUUAUUAGCUACAAGUCAAAGAUGGUGAUGCGCACCAUCCCAGAGUUGCUCAACGAUUCGUCGAGCCACAUCUCCAUUGCCGUGCCCCGCCACCUCAAAGAGGGCUCGCCUCCGCCCUCCUCGUCCUCCGACUCCGAUGAAGACGUGGACGAGCUGCCCUUCAUCCCCAUGCCCCUGUCCAUGGCCUUCUCUGGCUCCCGCGUCUCCCUCAAUGAGUUACCCGGGGACGAUGACCUCUCCUCUGCCGGACGCUCCAACGGGACAAUAGAGGGGGCAGGGUUAGCCCCGCAAAAAGAAGAGGAGCCCAUCGCGGCGGCCAGAAAUGAUGGUGGCGGUGUGAGAGGCAGGACUAGGAAGAGGAUCCCAACGAGGGAGGAAGAGGAGGAGGGGGGGUCGUCGGAAGAGGAGAAGAUGGAGGCGAAGACGAGGAAAGUCCCCUUAAAGAAGGGAUCAAGCGUGGAAACGGACGAGUCGGAGAGCAAGUCGAGGAGGCGGACGAUGAGAAGAGGCAGCUCGGCGGACUCCGCCCUGCUGCUCCACAUUGAGCCAGAGGAGGGCACUGUAGAGGCGGACGCCAACCCAGCAGGCCAAAGGAAUCUGAAGAAGGCCGUGUCCAUGGAGCUGCCAGGCCGCAGCCCCAGCCCGGGGACGGCCAGGCUCAGCCAGGAGGACUACGCCUUGAAACUGGAGCUGAUGAGGCAGAGGCUUCUGAGGGGAGGGAACUCCGACAAGAAGAUGAGCGGACUCCGAGGGCCGCUGUUCGAAACGCUAGGGAUGGACGAUGAAAGGCGGACCAGAUCGCUCGACCGGAACCUGAGGAGAUCCAGGUCGGGUCAACCCGCGGAAGCGCCACUCACCAAGGCAGUAUCUUCCGACGGCCCUCUGGAGGACACGCCAAAGACCAAAGUGUUCAGGAAAAGUACAUCGUUCACCCAGGGGGACUCAGAGCCCAUGCCCCUGCGCCGGCGCUUCGGAGGCCCGUUAGAGAUCCCCUCAGCAGGGCAGAGCAGUGGGACUACUGGGGCCGCUACGAAGCUCCAGGAGGCCACCUCUGUGUCAGCUCUGACAGAGCAAACCAAGCUGGAGUCCAGACCAGCUUCUCCAAGAGGACCCUCUUCCUCCAUCCUGCCUGGCCCAGAGAGAAAAGACCAACAGGCACGAGAGAAGACUAGACCGCAGGAGACGGACAGAAGCCAGGAUGACAUCGCAGGAGAUAAAAGCACUGAGAGAAGGACCAAAGUCACAGAGGAAAGAAGAGGAGGUGUUCCAGAACCGCAGAGGGCUCCUUCCCAGGAGAGGUCUCCCUCUGUAUUAGCUCCCAUCAUUGUCAUAGAGAAAGAGGACGAUAAGGAAGACCAGAAUGACGAAAAGAAGAUAAAAAUGAGUCAAAAUGAAAAGAAAACUAGCAAGGGUUCCCCUUCCGGCUCAGCGAAAGAAAGGAAAACAUCAGCUUACGCUGACACCAUGCAGGCCAUUGUCGUGCCCUCCGGUAAACGGUCUGACAUCCAAGCCCAUGCUCCCUCUGGCACCUUCACACCCUCACCCUCCAAACCCACUGACUCCCCAGUGUCCCCUGAGCACCCUGCUGUCUUUGCCAAAGUGGCGAUCAUCAGCGAACGCAGCCCUAGUGUCUCCUCCAACGUUUCCUCCUCCUCCACCACGGUGCCGGACCGCCCCACCACGCCCCGCCAGCCCCUCCUCAGGACCGACAUCAAGGACAUAGACUCAGAGGAGCUGUUCGAGGCCCGAUUCAAGAAGCGCGAGUCGUCGCUAACCCGUGGCCUGCGCAGACUGACCAGGGCUAAGUCGGAGGAGAAGACAUCCCCGGUGCUGGGGCGGAAGGCCGGGGAAGGCGGAGAAGAGGUGUACCGUCCAGGGGCCCUGGGGGCCCCUCUGGAGAUGGUGUCCGUUGGACUCCAAGAGAAGUCCAAGUCUGUGCAGGACUUGAGGGAGGUUGAGAAGGACCCGGGACUUGGCCUGAUUGGACGGUUCUCCAUGAGGGCGAAGAGGACGUCGUCUGUAGAUAAAAAGGAGGAGAAAACCAAAGAGGAGAAGAUCAAGGAAGAGAAACCGAAGGAGGUGGUGGAGCCCUCGGCCAGCAAGCGCAGAGUGACCUGGGCUAUUGGGCGCAGCAAGUCUCUGGACACAAAGGACCUUGACAGUGGCCAGCCAAUCAGGCAACAGGAGGAGAGAGAUUGUCGGAAGGUGGAUGACUCAUCUGUCUCGGCCAUGAGGCGAAAAUUUGAGUCCAAGGUGGCGAGUAUUUCCUCCAAGAUCAGGACCCAGUCAGAAGAAAGGAAGGAGAGGAAAGAAGAAAAGGAGAAAGAGAAAGGGAAAGAACAGCUUGGGGCACGUUUAGAAGAAGACAACAGCAAAGAGCAAGUAGAGAAAGAUCUUAAGAAGGUCAGUGAUUCGCCUGUCCUGGCCAUGAGACGGAAGUUCGAGAACAAGAUGGCUGUAAUCUCUACCAAGAUGAGGAGCCAGUCAGAGGAGAGGAAGGGUGGUGAGAUGGAGGGAGGGAAAACUGAGGGGAAGAGAACUCCCCUGUUCUCGCGCCAUCGCCAUUCCCAUUCCGAGGGUGGCGGUCUGAGGGGUAUGGGCAUCCCGGAGAAUGAGCUGGCCAAACAGACGGGCACGGAGGCGUCCAGGGAAUCCGUCAACUCCACGACAAGCAACCAGUCUGAGAAGGUCGCCUCCCACACCCCAGAGGUCGACCGGAGGUCACGCUGGGACAGGUGGGGUCUCAGUCGAAACAAGAAGGACAAAACCCCAUCUCAGACUGACCUGCCCUCCUCCGCCACCAAAGAGGAGGAGCCCUCACGCAGCCAAUCGUCUUCUCGCUCGACCUCGGACUUCCCACCUGUUUUUCAUAUCAAGCUGAGGGACCACGUGCUAUUGGAGGGAGACCCUGUCACUCUUAGUUGCCUCCCUGCUGGAAGUCCCCACCCACAGAUCACCUGGUUGAAAGAUAAGUGCCCCCUUGAGUUGGACGAUCGUAUGAACCUGAUCUCGCACCCAGACGGCCGACAGCUGCUUACCAUCAUGAAGACGGGGAGGAGGGACGGCGGGCUGUAUGAGUGUGUCGCCACCAACACCCUCGCCACCAUCACCAGCUCCUGCACGCUAUCCCUCGCCUGUGUUCCUAAGCGACCAGGGACCCCUGAGGUCCCCCAGACCUACAACAACACAGCCCUGGUGCUAUGGAAGCCAGCUGACACCAAGGCCCCCUGCAGCUACAUCCUGGAGAGGAAGACGGAGGGAGAUACUAACUGGUUGAUCAUCGCCACGGGCGUGGGUGACUGCUACUACAACGUCACGGACCUGCCUGCAGGGGGCGUGUUCAGGUUCAGGGUGGCUUGUGUCAACAAGGCAGGACAGGGGCCCUACAGCAACUGUUCUGACAAAGUCAGCCUGGAUGCCACAGUUGGACUAUCCUCACCAACAGUUGCCAUAGUAAAGACUGUACCCGCCCCCUUAGCUCCAAAUGUUUCCUCCUCAAUCACCACCCCCCCCCUCAAACCAAUCCAAAUGACACCCCAUUAUAAAACGGUGUCCUCCAUCUCCCCCUCCCCCACUCCCUUCCCCCUUCCUCCCUCCACUCCUCCACCCUCUAACUCUUCCAGCACUAUCACUGAGACAUCCCCAGGUACACCCACAAACGUCACCGCCCCGACCCCCCCUUUGUCUCUCCCUCCUCCCCCCAUGGUCAAACCCCCGCCUCCCUUCGUCCUUCCCAAGCCCCAGAGCCCAGUCAAUGUGGUGCCCCCCAUGACCCAGACCCCCCCUACAUCCCCUCUUCCCCUGGUCAGCCCCCCUCCCACCCCCACCAAGCCCGUCCUGGCCUCCAUCCCUUCCUACGUACCUGCCACCACCGCCCGAGUGACCCCCACCCCCUUGGCAGCCCCCUCCUUCUCUCCCCAGGUGCUCCAAGUGUCCAGUCUCAGUCCCUUUGGGGAAGGGACCAGUACCCCGUCCAGAGGCACCCCAUCUGGCCGUAUUACCCCCUCCACCUCCCUCCGCCAGGGGGUCCCUCAGAAACCCUACACCUUCCUGGACGAGAAGGCCAGGGGUCGGUUCGGGGUGGUCAGGGAGUGCAGAGAGAACUCCACUGGGAACAUCUAUAUGGCAAAGAUUGUCCCCUAUGACCAGGAGACCAAACCAUUUGUGUUACGGGAGUACGACAUCCUCAAGUCUCUGCACAACGACAAGAUCAUGGCUCUGCACGAGGCCUACGUCACUCCACGCUACCUGGUCCUGGUGGCAGAGUACUGCAAGGGCAAGGAGCUGCUCUACUGCCUUAUGGACAGGUUGAGGUACUCUGAGGAUGACGUGGUGUGUUACCUGGUGCAGAUCCUGCAGGGUCUGGAGUUUCUUCACAACAGACGCAUCCUGCACCUGGAUCUGAAGCCUGACAACAUCAUGGUCACACACCUCAACGUGAUCAAGAUCGUGGACUUUGGCAGCGCUCAGGACUUCAACCCGCUGUCUCUGAAGCAGUACAACCCAGGGCUGGGGACUCUGGAGUACAUGGCCCCUGAGAUGGUGAGGGGAGAGGUUGUGGGUCCCACCGCAGAUAUCUGGAGCCUGGGGGUGCUUACUUACAUAAUGAUGAGUGGCAGACUACCUUUCCAGGAUAAGGAUCCCCAGCUUACAGAAGCUAAGAUCUUGGCAGCUAAGUUUGACCCAACCAAGCUGUACCCCAACAUCUCCCAAAGUGCCUCCACCUUCAUUAAGAAGAUGCUGAGCAGCUAUGCCUGGGCCCGUCCGACCACUAAGGACCUCUUCACCCAUGCCUGGCUCCAGGACUCCUAUCUGAUGAAGCUACGCAGACAGACUCUGACCUUCACCACUGCCCGCCUCAAAGAGUUCCUGGGGGAGGACGAACGCCGCCGUGCAGAGUCCUCCACCAAACACAAGGUUCUACUGCGUUCCUACCAGACCUCGCCACAUCUGCCCACCUCGCCCACACCCUCCCCACAACUACCUGGCACGCCAGGCGCUGAGUGAGCGUCAGCUAGGGGCCAAGAGGUGAGGGUAGUUAGGGUUCAGAUAUAGCUGGCUCCUGUUUGUUCCUGGACGUUAAGAGGGAACACACUUUGUGAGGCGAGGGGGAAAUGAUAAGGGCCCCAGCUUGGAUAGGACCUGGACAAAUCUGAAUGGAUGGGAUUCACAUGGCCACUGCUGAUCUAUCGAUGGCUUUGGCUGUGGGUCAGGUAUGGAGGCUGUGUGUCUUGGAGUGACCUGGAGUUGGAUGAGCAUUUGAUCCUUACAGCAGUCCACCUAUUCUGUUCCAGAGAAAUAGACAUAAGGUUAAAGCUGGGAACAGUUGCGAUGAGAAAUGACCCUGAUGUACCCUAAUGGGAGGAAAUGACCCUGUGAUAUCAUACUGAUCUGUUUCUAUCCUACAGGGUUCUAUGGCAUCAAGACAAAAUCAAUCUCAAAGUGAAUCAUCACUUCGUUGAGUCAAGGAAAAACAACACUGCUAAUGGACAGAUGUUUUUAAAGUUUGUUUUACAUGUUCUGUUGACUUGAUUGGCAUGAUUUGGUUGUUUGAGGACAACUGUCUACUACCCUGAGUAUUCUCUGUGUAUGUGUCUGCAAUUUAGAACCACUCAGUUAACACAAAAUAUAUUACGGUUUGACAGAUUUGUUCAGCACAAUUAAACUGGGACAUUAUUUAUCUGUUUUUAGAGCACAGACUUGUUUUGACAGUUCGUAUAUUUGGUAGUGAUUAUGUGAAAGUACCAUAAUGUAUGCUAAUUUAUGCUGCUAAUUUAUGUUGCAUUUAUUUACAAUUUUUUUUUAAUGCAAAACCAAAAAGAAUUGUAUGUUUUCUCUCUUCCUGGAAUUGUAUGAGAAGUUUCCCUCUUUUUUCAUGUUAAUUUAUUUGCAUGUGUGCAUUUCUUUGGGUUUAUUUUUCUGAAUUUCUCCUGGAAAACUAAGCAACUAUACAAGUGCACCUUCAUGAUCAAUGUUUAUAGGAUUAUAAUAAUAAAUAUACCUGUAAUUUAGAAUUACUUAGGUUAGUCUGUGAUACAACAUGAAUGUCCUGUUAAAGUAAAGAUACUGAGGUUAAAGUUCUACUGCAAUCUUAUUUCACUAUUGUAAAACGACUUCAACAAUGUAGAUAAAUAUCAAUGAGGUGUCAGUUGGACCACAGUGCUCCCUGGUGGUGGUUUAGGUUACUCUAGACUUGGUCAAUCUGUUAGUGCCUCUAUCGGUUUCGAUGACGUGAAAACACAAAACUUUUAUUUUGUAAAUCCGUCGUCAUGGCUUAUUCACAAUAGGUGAGGUGUGCGUUUGACUCGUUAUUGACUUGUCAUAUCAUAAUAACUGAUACCAUCUCUUAUGGACGAAAACAUUUACUUAUAUACUCAUUUUUGUGGUCGAAGAAAAACUCUUGUGAAUCUCUCCCAUACAGUGUUUCUCUUUUGUACAAAUUUGAAUGGCUGAAGAUUUGUAAAUGUCUCGAUUUGCUGUGUUUAUAAAGUGGAAAAGGUUUGAAAUGUU
Hypomesus transpacificus is the source of this 12571-nucleotide messenger RNA. RefSeq names its product striated muscle enriched protein kinase a (gene spega). Gene Ontology annotation, molecular function: protein binding; protein kinase activity; ATP binding. Gene Ontology annotation, biological process: protein phosphorylation. Bases 410 to 11068 code for a protein of 3552 amino acids. The transcript is spliced from 45 exons. NCBI's taxonomy places the organism in Eukaryota, Metazoa, Chordata, Actinopteri, Osmeriformes, Osmeridae. The record is from RefSeq and is a predicted model, not a curated record.